This is a messenger RNA of Staurois parvus, 372 nucleotides long. The record is from the annotation of a GenBank genome assembly. Lineage: Eukaryota; Metazoa; Chordata; Amphibia; Anura; Ranidae.
GACUGCGGACACAGUACUGGAGAUGACCAGAGACUGCGGACACAGUACAGGAGAUGACCAGAGACUGCGGACACAGUACAGGAGAUGACCAGAGACUGCGGACACAGUACAGGAGAUGACCAGAGACUGCUGGCACAGUACAGGAGAUGACCAGAGACUGUGGACACAGUACAGGAGAUGGCCAGAGACAGCGGACACAGUACAGGAGAUGACCAGAGACUGCGGACACAGUACAGGAGAUGACCAGAGACUGCGGACACAAUACAGGAGAUGACCAGAGUCUGCGGACACAGUACAGGAGAUGACCAGAGUCUGCGGACACAGUACAGGGGAUGACCAGAGACUGCAGACAGUACAGGGGAUGACCAAGAG